This is a messenger RNA of Phycomyces blakesleeanus NRRL 1555(-), 348 nucleotides long. RefSeq lists its product as hypothetical. The transcript has 2 exons. Bases 1 to 348 code for a protein of 115 amino acids. Lineage: Eukaryota; Fungi; Mucoromycota; Mucoromycetes; Mucorales; Phycomycetaceae. The record is from RefSeq and is a predicted model, not a curated record. Gene Ontology annotation, cellular component: oligosaccharyltransferase complex.
AUGACCGGGUGCGCAUAUGACAGUGUUGGUUACCCAAGCAGGCUACAGAAAAUGGAAUCAAAGAAGAAGCAUAAGAAGGAAACAGUCGGGAAACCUAUUCAUCCUCAUCCCAGCACCCUUACGACGACACUUACUGGAAAACCCCAGAUAAAUAACUACUCCUUUUCUCAAGGUACCAUUAAGUGUAGACAAUUGGGUGCAAUGCUUGGUUUGACAGGUCCCAUUCCAGAUUACAAGAUGAUCACCGACAACCAACUCGCAUUUAUUGCCAAUUCACUAGGUGUAAUGACCAUGCUCCUCAUCGUUGUCUACCAUUACGUCUCCAUCAAUGAUGUCAAAAGAAAAUAA